GGGAGCUGUAGUUCGCAGGUUGAGCGGUUGGCAGCCCCUGACCGAGCUUGGGCCUCUCCCGGAUGGCUGCUGCCACGCGCGGCUGCCGGCCCUGGGGCUCGCUCCUCGGGCUGCUCGGGUUGCUCUCCGCGGUGACUGCUGCCUGGGACCUAGCUUCGCUGCGCUGCAACUUCGGCUCCUUCUGCGAAUGCGACUUCCGGCCCGACUUGCCGGGUCUGGAGUGUGACUUGGCCCAGCACUUGGCUGGGCAGCAUCUGGCCAAGGCAGUGGUGGUGAAGUCCCUGAAGGCCUUUGUGCGGGAUCCCGCCCCCACCAAACCGCUGGUUCUCUCCCUGCAUGGCUGGACAGGCACCGGCAAGUCCUACCUCAGCUCCCUCCUGGCUCACUACCUCUUCCAGGGCGGUCUCCGCAGCCCCCACGUGCACCACUUCUCCCCCAUCAUCCACUUCCCGCACCCCGGCCGCAUUGAGCGCUACAAGAAAGAUCUUAGGAGCUGGGUCCAGGGGAACUUGACUGUCUGCGGCCGCUCCCUCUUCCUCUUUGAUGAGAUGGACAAACUGCCCCCAGGCCUGAUGGAGGUCCUACGACCUUUCCUGGGCUCCUCCUGGGUUGUUUACGGGACAAACUAUCGAAAAGCUAUCUUCAUCUUCAUCAGCAACACUGGUGGUGAACAAAUCAACCAGGUGGCCUUGGAGGCAUGGCGCAGCCGCAGGGACCGUGAGGAGAUCAGCCUGCAGGAGCUGGAGCCAGUCAUCUCCCGAGCCGUGCUGGACAACCCACACCAUGGCUUCCGGCACUCGGGCAUAGUGGAGGAGCACCUGCUGGACGCCGUGGUGCCCUUCCUCCCGCUGCAGCGGCACCACGUGCGGCACUGUGUGCUCAACGAGUUGGCCCAGCUGGGCCUGGAGCCGCGGGACGAGGUGGUGCAGGCUGUGCUGGACGGCACCUCCUUCUUCCCCGAGGACGAGCAGCUCUUCUCCUCCAACGGCUGCAAGAUGGUGGCCUCUCGAAUCGCCUUCUUCCUCUGACCCCAGGAUGGCAUCCUUGCCUGGCCAGCCCAGCCCACGAGGGAAAGGCCGAGGGACCCUUGUCCAGAAGCUGCUGGAGAGGGGCCCCAGAGUCAAGGCGAAGAGGGGUGUUGGCCAGGCCAGGGGCAGAGGCGGGGAAGGGCCUGGCCUCAGAACUGGUUAGAGGCACCCUGGCCGUUGCUUCCUGGUCACCCUAGGACCUCACUGAGCCUCGACUUUCUCCUGUGGCCUGAGCCGCCUUAAUGUGAACUACAACUCAGGGAUCAAGGUUCACGGCUGUCCCUCCCUUCUAGGUCUGUUACCCACACCCCUUGCCCUGGCACCAAACCCGCCUCAUCCUACAGUCUGUGACCCUAAUAUCACAGCUCAGGCUGGGACCUAACAGUUUUCAUGAGCGGAGGGACUCAAGAUGCACCUGGGCCUGGAUUUACAAGUUUUUAAUUUUUUAAAAAGAAGAGAACAAGUAUAAUAAACUUAGCCAUGGACUGAA
Messenger RNA from Sciurus carolinensis (gray squirrel), 1518 nucleotides. It is a transcript of the gene Tor2a, whose product is annotated as torsin family 2 member A. The transcript has 5 exons. Gene Ontology annotation, molecular function: ATP hydrolysis activity; ATP binding. Gene Ontology annotation, cellular component: nuclear envelope; endoplasmic reticulum; endoplasmic reticulum lumen. Lineage: Eukaryota; Metazoa; Chordata; Mammalia; Rodentia; Sciuridae. The record is from RefSeq and is a predicted model, not a curated record. Bases 63 to 1028 code for a protein of 321 amino acids.